UCUUGACGACGACCGAGGGCGAUUCGGUGCUGGAUCUGUCUUUCGGAUUUCGCUAGUAAUGUGUGCAGCCCAUGAGCCAGGAGGAAGCAGGAAAAGCCGACAUUACAGUGUGCAGAUCAGUACCUCUGAGGCAUUAUCCACUGUGCCAGAGGGCGAGGCUGUCGUGGAGAAGGUGAGGGGUGGAGGUGCCCUUUUUAACUUCAGCAUGGAAUCUGCCUGGAGAAGCAGGAGUGCAGUGGGGCCCAGACAGUGGGACGACCUGGCAGACUCCCUGUCCAUGGGCCACCCAGAGAAGGAGCAGCCACCUGUCAAACCCGGGGAGCACCAGGACCGCCGCUGGUUGGGGUGGUCCCACCAGACGGGCCUGACCCGGAGAGAGCAGCUGAAGAUGAUGAGGGAAUUCGAGCGGCUUGUCCUGAGGAAACAGGAUCUGAGGGAGAGGAACAAGGCAGCAGGAAGGCAUGAGAGGAAGCUGGAUCAGGAGCUAAGGAAGCUGUCUUUUGACAAUGUGCCCAGCAGAGGGCGCCUCUGCAUAAUCAGCCAUGUUUUCGACAACCUCUGCCAGGGGUCUCGGGUCCUGGGGGGGAUUCUAAAAGAAAUCAAGACGGAGUAUGACCUUUAUUUGAACUCUCUCCUCGAAUCCCAGGCAGACUAUCAUGGCGUGCCGAUGGAGUGCUCCCAAGAUGGGGGUGGCGGCAGCAUCAUGGGAGCACAAGACCUGGAGGAGGCCAGGGUGGAGGUGUCAAGGCUGGAGAAGGAGGCCUGGGAGGCUCUGGAGGAGAACGAAAGAGUCCGGUGUGAGCUGCAGUCGGUGCUGGAUCAACCCUGCAAAGAUGAAGAUAUGACACAGCAGGUGGAUGGACAGAAGCUGGGGGAGGGUUCAAGCUCCUCUGCAGACCAACUUCAGCUCAAGAGCCAACAAGUGUGUAAUGCAAAAGAAGAGGUCCAGACCCUGGAGAGGGAGAGCAGAGAAAGUGGAGUUUCCACUGACACGGCAAAGCAAAGCAUGGGAGAUGCAAAGCCCGAAAUAAUAAGACUUCUGGCGUCAAAUGAGCAUCUCCGAAAUAGCAACAAGGAUUUCGAAGGCAACAUCAGUGUGGUUUUCCAAAGGGCCAAAGUCACCGAUAACAUGAAGCAACAGCUGUGGGACAAGAUAUGGACCGCCCUGAGGCAUGAUGGCGACGCAGCCAAUGAAACUGUCAACCGGUGAACUACCGAAAAAGAGUGCUAUGAGUUUAUCAUUAUAAAACAACAUGGCAUAAAAUAUGAAUAUUUAUAAUAUUUUUACUGUCAUAUACAGGAGCUCUUUGCUUGUCACACACCCCAUCUUUCACACCAUGCAAGAUACUCAUACAUAUUUCUACUCAGCAGCUGGGGUUAAUGGUCUUGCCAUUAAUCACUCUGUCGGAACAUGGGAUUUGAAUCCAUAACCUUCCUAACACAGGCAAUGACCCCUAUCCCAUAAUAAUUAGGAUAAUCUUUUACUCCCCACAAUUAUAUGAUUAUUGGAGUUUCAGCUCCAUGAAUUUCAAUUUCCUAAUAGAUAUACCCUGUAUGUAUUCUUGAUAGUCUAUAUUAAGAAUCACAGGAGAUAUAAAUUCCAUAGUGUAUAUCCAUCCUUCUUGCGACUGCUAUCCGGUAUAGACAGAGCUGUAGGCAGGGCUGGACUGGGAUUAAAAAUCAGUCCCCAUGGUGAUGAUGGGGGUUCCCCACAAUACAUAUAUUAUUUUUUGCUGGCCCAAAAACCCAUUGGCCCAUUGAAAAAAAUGCCGACGGCCAAUCCAACCUUGACUACCAGGCUAUAGUUAAUAAUUCAGCUGAUUUCAUUGGUUAAUUCUUCUGUUCACUAGGUGGUUGUGUUCUACAGUAAGACAGAAUGUAAAACAAAAUUAAUGAUUUCAUGCUAGACUGGACAAACACAGAGAGCAUAAGCAGGAUAUUUAUGCUUAUAUAUUAGACUAGUUGUCUUUUAUCUAAGCCCCUUUACGACCACUACCCACUUUAUAAAAUAAUAAAUAAAAACCAAACGAAUAGCAAUCAUAAUAGUUACAAAAAGAGUUGGCCUGAAAUGAGCUGCUGAUCUGUCUCUGUGCAGCUCCAGUGCUGUGGUCUAGUCUCCACACCACAAUCAAAUAAAGUCGUCCCAGAUGUAAUAUGGAGGAAUGGUCACUACAAAGCUUGCAUGGGAAUCCCAGUCUCCUUCAGAUCAUAUUGAAGACAGUACAGUGUCUACAUUUCAGGAGCACAUGUCAUAAGAUGUAGCCUUCAGGUUGAACCUCUUGGCUCCCUUUUCUGGACCAUCUCCAUGCAUGUUUUUUCUCAAGAAGAACAAAGAACCCGACCUGCAUAUAUAAAAAAAAUUAAUAUUUUCUGAUCUUUCCCCAGAGCAUCAUUCAGAUAACACAUUCAGCAGAGUUGGCUCAAGGGGUGACAGCAUAAAGCUUAGAUGAUUUCUGGUUGGUGUACACCUACUAGGGCUACUCUACUCUUCAAAUUUCUUUCGUCUUUACUUGACUGAGGCAGACAAUUUUAAAUUACCGGAAUGCUGCUAUGCUGUAAUCAAGGACGUAAUGGGUCGGCAUUGGGUGAACUUUACCUUCAAGCAAUCAAAACAAUUAAAAUAAAAUUAAAAAGUGAAACUGCACUAGGUUGCUUUUUUCCCUCAUCUCGGUUAUUUCAGCAUCCACAGUGCCAAACUGGAGCUGAUUACAUUUCAAGAUAAAUUGCCGUAAAAUUGAAGCAACGCUGCUUAGUGGCAGCAAAGGGAUGGGUGAAAGCAGAUGCCGUUUGACCUUGUGAAUGUGAUAAGUCAAAAAGUAUUCGAUGGAUCUUUUUACUGCUUUGCAAAAACACUUUAUGGAUGAAAAUCCACACCUGGUGCCAUUUUCAGACAAUGAGACAGCAGCGCUGUAUGUGUUUAUGUGUGAAAAUGAGAGCUUAACCACACGUAACCAUUCCGAGACGUGAGUUCAGCCAUCAAGCAAGCUAAUUUGUACUUGGGCAUUUUGUAACUACUGAUCUUGUUAAUUGUAGCUACUCCUUCAUAUAUACUGCUGAUUUUUUGUAAAUUUUUUAUUGUGUAAGUCAUGAAAUUAAGUCUUUUGGGAAAUAUGACGAUUAGAGUCUGUAUGUUGUGCAAUCACCCCAUAUUGUAAAAUAAACCG
Brienomyrus brachyistius is the source of this 3164-nucleotide messenger RNA. RefSeq lists its product as uncharacterized. Lineage: Eukaryota; Metazoa; Chordata; Actinopteri; Osteoglossiformes; Mormyridae. The coding region runs from base 59 to 1210 and encodes 383 amino acids. The transcript has 10 exons. The record is from RefSeq and is a predicted model, not a curated record.